CAUAAAUAUUUUUUUGUCUGCCUGGACUGGGUUAAAUUAUUUUGUAAACAAAAUUCAAAAUUAUGGUAAUAUGCCGAUAAAAGCGCAGCUGAGACUUGGCUGUAGCAAAUUGGCACUUGGCCAUAAAUUUCUAUUGCAGCGUAGAUUGACCACUAGUCCAGGUGGUUCAGUCGAACCUUUACGCGGAGUUCUUGGCUGCAAAUAUCGAUCAUGCCCUACGGUAUGCGCGUCUCACAUGUCCCGACGUUUCUAUGCCGAUCCCCCAUCAGUGCAGAAAGAUAGCUUGGAUGGCCCCAAAUGGAGUACUUUCGAUAUUAAAUUGGAUAUACAACAAUGUGAGGAUAAGCCGGAGGAAUUAUCAUUGCCAGCGCUCGUUUAUCUAUAUGGACCAUGGAAACUAUUAAGUACCAAAUGGAAUUUCUGGAAAUUAAAGUUUCUUUGGGACUUGAGUUUCGUCGAGUCCAAGUUCAUGGAGAACUCUAAGCAAGCUGCAGUGGUGCUUACCGAUAUGAUACGUCAUCACACUAAAACUCGCAUCGAACGUUGUACCACACCCAUGGGUUUUAAGCAGAUCAAUCAUGAUCUCUUCCACGAUUGGCGAAUCCAAUUGAUGCGUUUCGAUCAAUGUCACAUUCGUCGUUGCAUUCCAUUGAAAGUGCAAUUACUGCGUCACUACGAUCACAAAUUCGCUUUCAUUGACGUCAUCUUUGUGGCUUUGCGUCGCACAGAUGAUUUCCGGUCGUCGCAAGAGCAAUGUGAAAUCGAAUCGUUAAUCGAUAUCUAUGCAAAUCACAUAAAAUAUAAAGAAGAAGCUCCUUUGAUAUUUUCAGAGAUCUUUGUGCGUUUCCGACGUGAUUACUCGAUGGACAAGAAUCGCUCUGGUGGCCAAUGGCUGGUGUCUUCUUAUAAAAUUCUACAAUUCGAUAUAGUUCAAUAUCAUCCGGAAUAUGAGAUUCCCGCUACGGUUCAUUCUGAGUUACCUACCAAUGAUGAUUGUAUACCUUGAGAAAUAUAUUUCUAGAAAUGUUGAAAUUCUA
Drosophila willistoni is the source of this 1037-nucleotide messenger RNA. RefSeq lists its product as uncharacterized. Gene Ontology annotation, molecular function: ribosome binding. The record is from RefSeq and is a predicted model, not a curated record. The transcript has a single exon. The coding region runs from base 71 to 1006 and encodes 311 amino acids. Gene Ontology annotation, biological process: protein insertion into mitochondrial inner membrane from matrix; inner mitochondrial membrane organization. Lineage: Eukaryota; Metazoa; Arthropoda; Insecta; Diptera; Drosophilidae. Gene Ontology annotation, cellular component: mitochondrial inner membrane.